GAAUCAAACUUCAAAACGCAGAAAGAGAGAGGAAGAAACAGAGAGAGAGCCUAGCCGCCCCCUUCGUCAAACCCUAACCCUUAUUUUUGAGUCUACAGUUUCUCACUUUUGUUUCUGAAUCAGGUUUAACAAUAGCUUCGUCUAAGAAGCCCCCAAUUUUUCUUGGGAGAAAAUUUCGAGAUCGAAGCAGGUUGUGAAUGGUGGAAAUCUUAAGCGUCAGUAAUUUCAUGCGCUCGAUUUCACAAUCGAGGGCGAGCGCUGCUGCUAUUCUCCUCCCUGUCUCCGCCGCAUCUGCUUUCUCCUUCGGCUCCUGCAAGGAAGGCUGGUACUACCGCUGCCUCGGCGUCGACCCCUGAAUCAAUUCGCCGCCGCGAUCUAGCUGCGAUUUAAUUUCUCAACAGUCCUUACUCUCAUCUUUUCGUUCGAAACCGUCUUCUAUUGUUUUUGUUUGAUCAAAUAAUCUCUCAGCCGCGAUUUCGGUAUUGAUUUUGUACAAAAAUGUUGCUGUACAAGCAGAAGAAGAGCCAGGCCGCCGCCAAGGGCAACAGGUUCUUGAUCAGCAUCACCGUGCUGGGCAGUGCCGGCCCGAUCCGGUUCGUUGUCAACGAGGAGGCUCUUGUGGCUGCGGUGAUCGACACCGCCUUGAAAUCCUAUGCUCGUGAGGGCCGCCUUCCGAUUCUCGGCUCCCAUCUCAAUGAGUUCGUGCUCUACUGCCCUACGGCUGGUCCGGAUGCUCUGAGUUCAUGGGACACAAUUGGAUCGCAAGGAUCUCGGAACUUUAUGCUAUGCAAGAAGCCUCAGCCUGUGAAAAUGCCGGAGGCUGAGAUACCGGCAGCUGCGAUUUCUCGCAAGGGGAGUGGGAGCUGGAAGGCAUGGAUCAACAAGUCCCUGAACCUCAAAAUCUCUUCCCAUUAAGUUAAAUGUCUGGACUAAUGGGCUAGGUGAUUGUGUUCUUCCAUGGUUUUUGUUUUCAUUUGCGUCUAUUCAUUAGUUAUAGAGUCAGUCAGGCAUGUGAUUUCGACUGUACUCUUUGUUUUUGGAGUUUUGUUUUCGAAUAAAUUAGCCAUUUGGUGUGUUUGUUAUUUUUCUCUCCAUGGAAUACUAUCUUUCAAAUCUCUUUGCUUGGAA
Argentina anserina (silverweed cinquefoil) is the source of this 1128-nucleotide messenger RNA. RefSeq lists its product as uncharacterized. Bases 499 to 915 code for a protein of 138 amino acids. NCBI's taxonomy places the organism in Eukaryota, Viridiplantae, Streptophyta, Magnoliopsida, Rosales, Rosaceae. The transcript is spliced from 2 exons. The record is from RefSeq and is a predicted model, not a curated record.